This is a messenger RNA of Hemicordylus capensis (graceful crag lizard), 2595 nucleotides long. It is a transcript of the gene NAA35, whose product is annotated as N-alpha-acetyltransferase 35, NatC auxiliary subunit. Bases 167 to 2344 code for a protein of 725 amino acids. Gene Ontology annotation, cellular component: NatC complex. The transcript is spliced from 23 exons. The record is from RefSeq and is a predicted model, not a curated record. NCBI's taxonomy places the organism in Eukaryota, Metazoa, Chordata, Lepidosauria, Squamata, Cordylidae. Gene Ontology annotation, biological process: N-terminal peptidyl-methionine acetylation.
UCCUUCGGCCAAUGACAAGCAAAGGAAAGAGGGAAGGCGGGAUUGCAUCUCGUCUUCGACUUCCCUCCUCCCAUUCUCCGGUAGGCACUAGGCAGCAGGCGGCUUCCCUCGUUCUCCGGCGCGCCGGGGACGACAACGACUAUACCGACGUUUUCAGUGUGGGAUCAUGGUUAUGAAGGCGUCCGUUGAAGAUGAUGAUUCAGGAUGGGAGCUCAAUAUACCCGAGAAGAUGGAAAAGCGUAAUACAAGUUGGAUAGAUAUCACCCAAGACUUUGAAGACUGCUGUAGAGAAUUAAAGUUGGGGGAGCUACUUCAUGACAAACUUUUUGGUCUCUUUGAAGCCAUGUCUGCUAUUGAAAUGAUGGAUCCCAAGAUGGAUGCUGGUAUGAUUGGAAACCAAGUUAAUCGAAAAGUUCUCAACUUUGAACAAGCUAUCAAGGAUGGCACCAUUAAAAUUAAAGACUUAUCUUUACCCGAGUUGAUAGGGAUAAUGGACACUUGUUUUUGCUGCUUGAUAACAUGGUUAGAAGGCCAUUCUCUAGCACAGACAGUAUUCACUUGCCUUUACAUUCAUAAUCCAGAUUUUAUAGAGGAUCCUGCCAUGAAGGCAUUUGCUCUGGGAAUCCUAAAAAUCUGUGAUAUUGCCAGAGAAAAAGUAAAUAAAGCUGCAGUGUUUGAAGAGGAAGAUUUUCAGUCCAUGACAUACGGAUUUAAAAUGGCAAACAAUGUGACCGAUCUUCGAGUUACAGGUAUGCUGAAGGAUGUUGAAGAUGACAUGCAACGGCGAGUAAAGAGCACUCGAAGCCGGCAAGGAGAAGAGAGAGAUCCAGAAGUGGAGCUUGAACACCAACAGUGCUUUGCAGUAUUCAGUAGAGUGAAGUUUACCCGAGUAUUACUGACUGUGUUAAUUGCCUUUACCAAAAAAGAGACUAGUGCAGUUGCAGAAGCUCAGAAACUGAUGACUCAGGCAGCUGACUUGCUUUCUGCUAUCCACAACUCAUUACACCGUGGCAUUCAGGCGCAGAAUGACACAACAAAAGGAGAUCACCCUAUUAUGAUGGGUUUUGAGCCCCUAGUUAAUCAGAGACUGCUUCCUCCAACUUUUCCUCGAUAUGCAAAAAUUAUUAAAAGGGAAGAAAUGGUCAACUAUUUUUCAAAACUUAUAGAUCGAAUAAAAACUGUUUGUGAAGUAGUCAAUUUAACUAACUUGCACUGCAUACUGGAUUUUUUCUGUGAAUUUAGUGAACAAUCACCAUGUGUUCUUUCAAGAUCACUGUUACAGACUACUUUCCUUGUAGAUAACAAAAAGGUGUUUGGUACUCAUCUCAUGCAAGAUAUGGUGAAAGAUGCUCUGAGAUCUUUCGUCAGUCCUCCAGUACUGUCUCCAAAGUGUUGUCUUUAUAACAACCACCAGGCGAAGGACUACAUUGAUUCCUUUGUGACACACUGUAUUCGGCCAUUCUGUAGUUUGAUUCAGAUUCAUGGGCACAAUAGAGCUCGUCAGAGAGAUAAACUUGGUCAUAUUCUUGAAGAAUUUGCUACUUUGCAGGAUGAGGCAGAGAAAGUGGAUGCAGCACUUCACAGUAUGCUACUGAAACAAGAACCUCAGAGGCAACACUUGGCGUGCCUGGGCACUUGGGUCCUUUACCAUAACCUUCGCAUUAUGAUACAAUACCUACUGAGUGGAUUUGAGCUGGAGCUCUACAGUAUGCAUGAAUAUUACUACAUAUAUUGGUAUCUCUCUGAAUUUCUCUAUGCCUGGUUAAUGUCCACACUCAGCCGUGCUGAUAGCUCUCAAAUGGCAGAAGAAAGAAUAAUGGAAGAGCAACAGAAAGGUCGGAGUAAUAAAAAAACAAAGAAAAAGAAGAAAGCUCGUCCUCUGAGCAGAGAGAUCACUAUGAGCCAAGCCUAUCAAAACAUGUGUGCUGGGAUGUAUAAGACUAUGAUUGCUUUUGAUAUGGAUGGCAAAGUAAGAAAACCGAAGUUUGAACUCGAUAGUGAACAAGUUCGGUACGAGCACAGGUUUGCUCCAUUCAACAGUGUCAUCACACCACCACCAGUACACUAUUUGCAGUUCAAGGAAAUGUCUGAUCUAAACAAAUACAGCCCCCCUCCUCAGUCUUCUGAUCUUUACAUGGCUGCUAGCAAACACUUCCAGCAAGCAAAAAUGAUACUGGAGAAUAUUCCUAGCCCGGAUAAUGAGGUCAAUCGAAUUCUUAAAGUUGCUAAGCCCAAUAUUGUGGUCAUGAAACUACUGGCAGGAGGUCACAAGAAGGAUUCUAAAGUACCACCAGAAUUUGACUUCUCCCCUCACAGAUACUUCCCAGUUGUGAAGCUUGUUUGAAAAAUGAGGGCUAGGAGGAUAAACGAACUAUAAUUUGUGUUGGAUGGGCUUUUAUAUUGUGCUCGGAAAGGAGAUGGCACUCUUUGAUAAAAAGUACUGUUGUAUUGGGAGUAAUUACUGACUUCCUUACCUGUCUGACAACUGCUGUUUUAAAGUGGUUUGUGUAAUAUUCUACUGGAACUGAUUUUAUCAACUACAUUGUUGAAGCAUUGUUCAAUUUAUUAGAUUUAUCCAUAAAUCAUUUUUAUGAA